Molecule: messenger RNA, 3975 nt
Organism: Vicia villosa (hairy vetch)
Lineage: Eukaryota; Viridiplantae; Streptophyta; Magnoliopsida; Fabales; Fabaceae
Product: putative disease resistance RPP13-like protein 1
Exons: 5
Coding region: 301-3681 (1126 amino acids)
Biological process (GO): defense response to other organism
Molecular function (GO): ADP binding
Source: RefSeq, a predicted model, not a curated record
UUUGUGGUCGAGGUUUGUUCUAGAUUAAAUAUCAAUCUCUUGUUUGGUUUGUGGGAAAGACAUUCAACUUCUUCACAGUACUUUGUGUUGCUCCUAAAUAUUUUCUUAAUUAAGAGAUCUUAUUCUAAGUUUCUUUGUUUCCACAAUCACUAUCCAUCAAUUUUUUUUUCACAGGAGAUCAUAACUUCGAUUUGUUUACUCACACAUUGACAGGUACACAUAUUUCGGGUUUCAAUAUUCCAACUUUCAAUUAGGAAUUUGUCAAAAAAAAAUUCCAUUCAAACAAAGUAUAAGGUAGCCAUGGCAGGAUUGAUGGUUGCUGGAGCAUUUCUUACACCGGUCAUCCAAGUCAUUGUUGAAAGUGUUGCCUCAAGAGAUUACAAAGACCUCUUCAAUAAACGGUUGGUGAAUAAACUUAAAAUUAAAUUGAAUUCAAUCCAGAAAGUGUUGGAUGAUGCAGAGACAAAACAGUACCAUGACGAAAGGGUGAGGUUUUGGCUUGAUAAUCUAAAGCAUGUGGUAUAUGAAGUAGAACAACUGUUGGAUGAGAUUGCUACUAGUGCCCAAAGGAAGUCCAAGGUUCAUCGCUUCCGUUUAGUUGGCCGAUUUAAAUCUAAGAUCAAGAUUUAUUUCUUUCUUUUAGCUGGUCGAUUUAAAUCUAGGAUCAAUGAUUUGCUAGACAACCUAAAAGAUCUAUUAGACGAAAAGGAUUUGUUGGGUUUGAAAGAAGGAAUAUUUGCUCGUAAUGAAUUUUCAGAAAGAGUGCCAACGACGUCUUUGGUGGAUGAAUCUAGCAAAUAUGGUAGACAGGGUGAAAAAGAGGAAAUUAUCAGUUUCUUACUUUUAAACAAUAAUAGUAGUAGCACCAGCAACCAAGCACUAAUAAUCAGCAUAGUUGGUCUUGGUGGGAUAGGUAAGACCACCCUUGCUCAGCUUGUCUACAAUGACCACAGGGUGCAAAAGAACUUUGAUCUUAAAGCUUGGGUCUAUGUUUCUGAAUCAUUUGAUGUUAUUAGACUCACUAAAGCAAUUCUCGAGUCAUUUGGUUCUUCACCAAACACUGAAAACCUAGAUCUACUCCAAUGUCAAUUGCAGGAAAAGAUAACCGGAAAAAAAUGUUUGCUUGUUCUAGAUGAUAUCAGGAAAGUAGACUGGGAAAGUUGUGAGAAGUUACUAAGUUUCUUUAAUGAAGGAUCUUCUGGAAGUAAUAUUAUUGUGACAACACGAAAUAAGGAGAAUGCAUUAGCCAUGGAAUCCAAGUUAUUUGAAUUAGUUCAAUUGGGGGAGAGUGAUUCUUGGAGUUUAUUUGAGAGACAUGCUUUUCCCAACAAAAAAGGGAGUGAAUAUCCAGAUCUUGAACCAAUUGGAAAGAGGAUUGUAGGCAAGUGUGGAGGGCUGCCAUUAGCCGUGAUAACUAUGGGGAAACUCUUGAGAGCGAAAUUCUCUCAAAGUGAAUGGAUUGAAAUAUUGGAGGAUGAUAUGUGGGGUUUAUCUGAGAAAGACACUGGCAUAAAUCCAGUAUUGAGAUUGGGUUACCAUAAUCUUCCUUCCAAUUUGAAGCCUUGUUUUGCAUACUGCUCAAUAUUUCCCAAGGGUUAUAAGUUUGACAAGAACAAGUUAAUCAAAAUGUGGAUGGCAAAUGGUUUGCUGAAUUCCUACAAAAGUGACAAAAGUAAAGAAAAGUUGGGUAGUGAGUUAUUCAAUGUUCUUGAGUCAAUUUCAUUUUUCCAAAAAUCACUAGAUUUUGAUGGUGGUUUUACCAUGCAUGAUCUUGUAAAUGACUUGGCAAAAUCAAUGUCUCGAGAGUUUUGCUUACAAGUAGAGGAUGAUAAGAAUGUAAAUCACAUUUCUAAAUGGACACGCCACAUUUGGUUCUCUUUUGAUUCGGAAGAUGCUGAUAGAAUAUUAAAACACACUUAUAGAAGUAAGGGAUUACACAGCUUGUUGAUAGAACCAAAAAGUUACAAAUGGACCGAGAUAAGCAACAAUGUGCAAUGUGAUAUAUUUUCCAAACUAAAAUAUUUGCAGAUGUUGUCAUUUCUUGGUAGUAGGUCUUUACAUACAGAGCUAGAGCUAGAGCUAGCAGAUGAGAUAGGCAAUUUAAAGUUUUUGCGCUAUCUAGAUGUGUCUUGGACAAGUAUUGUAAGGUUGCCUAAUUCUAUUUGUAAGCUUUACAAUUUAGAGACAUUGAUAUUGGAAAAGUGUUAUAAUUUGACUGAACUUCCUAUAAAUUUUUCCAAACUUGACCGUUUACGCCAUCUUAAUCUAGAAGGGUCUGCAAUAGAGAAGAUGCCAAAGAACAUAAGGAAACUAACCCAUCUACAAACAUUAACUAACUUUAUUGUGGGAGAGCCAAGUGGAUCUGAUAUUGAGGAGUUAGAAAGUCUCAAUCUUCUUCAAGGAAAACUUUGUCUUUCAGGAUUGAACAAUGUCACUGAUCCAACACAUGCCCUAAAGAGCCGUUUGCAAGAUAAGAAGUAUUUAGAAGAAAUACAUAUGAUAUUUGAUGGUUCAGUAGUGGAAAGCAAUGUGUCUGUCUUGGAUGCCCUUCAACCAAAUAACAAUCUGAAGAGGCUCACUAUUGAGAACUACAAUGGAAAUAUGUUUCCAAAUUGGCUAAGUGGUUUUGGUUUACCCAACUUAAUAUCUCUUAAACUGCACAACUGUAAUGGAAUAAAGAUCUUUGGCAAUGACUCAACAAAUGUUCCGUUCAAGUUUCUUGAAGUUUUGGAAUUUGACUGCAUGUCGGAAUGGGAGGAAUGGUUAUGUAUUGAAGGGUUUCCUCUGCUUAAAGAGCUUUACAUAAGAGACUGUCCCAAAUUGAAAAAAGCACUCCCUCCACACCUUCCUUCAUUACAUAGAUUGGUGAUUAGUGGUUGCAAAAUGCUGGACGUGUCAAUUCUCAAUUUUGAUGAAAUCAGAGUGUUGGAUCUACGGAAUUGUAAGCGGAUUUUGAUAAAUGAGUUGUCAUCCAGCUUGAAAAGAUUUGUCCUUCGUGAAAAUCAGUAUGUUGAGUUCUCCAUGGAUCAUUUAAUCAACAAUCCCUUUCUGGAAGUGUUGUCGUUGGAUUUCAAGGGCUUUGUAGAAUGUCCCUCUUUAGAUUUGUGCUGCUAUAAUUCUCUUGGUCGACUUACAAUAAGAGGAUGGCAGUCCUCCUCAUCGCCUUUUUGCCUACCCUUGUUCACCAAUCUAUGUAUUCUAAAGUUGUUUGAUUGUCCAAGGCUGGAGUCUUUUCUUAUUGGAGGUUUGCCUUCCAAGUUGUGGUCUCUUCUAAUACACAAUUGCCCAAAAUUAAUUGCUUCUAGAGAGGAGUGGGGUUUAUUCCAACUCAAUUCUUUGACUCAUUUCAUGGUUAGUGAUGAUUUUGAAAACCUGGAGUUGUUCCCUGAGCAGAAUCUACUGCCACCAACUCUCACGAAUCUCCAUUUGGGCAAAUGUUCAAAGCUAAGAAUAUUGAACUACAAGGGAUUUCUCCACCUCAAAUCUCUUAGUAGUAUAUGGAUUGACAACUGCCCUAGUCUUGAGAGUUUGCCGGAGGAAGGUCUACCCAACUCCCUUUAUAAUUUGUACAUUGAAGAUUGUCCAUUAGUUAAGGAGAAGUACAAAAAGGAGGGAGGAGAGCGUUGGCAUACAAUUAGUCACAUCCCUAGAGUGUUCAUUGACUAUAUUCGGCAGGAAUAGUUUGAGUGGUAGAAAUGAGGUGUUUGUCACAGUGGCAAGUCUACCUGAAGCUCAAAGAUAUUGCAGACCAAGACAUACCAUUGCCAUAUAACAUGAAGCACAACCACUUUCCUAAUCUUUUCAUCAAUUCAAAACUAUGUGUAAUUAAAUUAAAUUAUGGAUUUCAACUGUUUUCGUUUAUUGUCGGGUCUAUCAAUAAGAAUUUGUAUUCCCUUUUCUGUGAUGUGUAUUGUGUCUAUCUACAAAACAUUGAGACUGGAUACAGUAAUUUUCUUAUUUUGCUAUUGAUCUUCA